Molecule: messenger RNA, 1897 nt
Organism: Guyanagaster necrorhizus
Lineage: Eukaryota; Fungi; Basidiomycota; Agaricomycetes; Agaricales; Physalacriaceae
Exons: 2
Coding region: 268-1611 (447 amino acids)
Source: RefSeq, a predicted model, not a curated record
CUUUUCUUCUUCCCACCAUCAUCCAACUCAUGGUACUGCCAUUUUUCCCAUUCCGCACUGCACCUGCAUAUAUAUGAACUUUUCGACGCCCCUUCAUAUCACCUGGAGUUCCAGAUUGCAGUUAGGCGCCAGUACUCGCAUCAUACCCUGGGUGUGUAGGAAAUUUUUGCGUUGGGGAAUUGGAUCGAGCCAUUUUCUUCCGCUACGGUGACGGGAACUUUUAUAGGGCGCUCAUCAUACGAAGGUCCAGCGAGUCCGACGGCUCCUAUGGCGCCAGUUAAUGCUGUGUACGCGGAUAGUUAUCGGUCGGAGGUUGCGGGCACAUCCGAUAUUGCGACGGCGCUUCCCCACAAGGGCCUGCGAGCACAUCUGCAGAGUCUCCUGCCUCGCCACGCUGUGUUUCACGCUCAAAUCGAGAUACACCAAAUAUCGAGCGUACCCCUCGUUCAUGGAGAGUUUGCGGUGCGAUGGAAGCUGAAGAAUCUGACGGUGCCUCCUGGGUCGAAGCAAAGCUUGCUGGGGAUCGUAAAACCUCGGAGGAAUGGAGCAGGGUGCCCCAGUUCGAGCAUAGUUGACAUCAAGGGUAAGGGCAAGGAGAGGGAGCAGGCAGAGGAAGAGGCGGACUUCGAAGACGAUAACGAAUCGAGUAGCGCCUAUGCGUCUUCCAUCUCUCCCGACGGCUCGUCUAGUCUCAGUUCCUCCAGUGAUGACCGAUCUGUUAUGCCCUCACUCAUCAUUUCUUCGAGCGCCAGUUCAACACAUUCCCACUCGUCAUCAUCUACACCUUUAUAUUCUCGGCCAGCAGCUCGUGGACAGACACCAUUUCUGCCGCUCGUGGAACAUUCAGUGACGUGGUCCCAAUCACUAUCUGUAUAUAUCAAGAUACCACUGUCUCGUGACCGUGAAAAUCCCGAUACUCUCAUGUCUAACCCUGCUAAAUUUGUUGUGACCCAACGUGUUAUCGCUGGGGAUCCCGACGCGCCACAAAACCCACGCCUGGGGGCCAUCUACCUGGACUUGUCCAAAUAUGCGGACCCGAGCCUUGGGGAGGUGACGCGUAGAUAUCUACUCAGAGAGAGCAAGACGAAUGCCACGUUGAAGCUGAGUAUCCAGCUCACCCAUGUUGGAGGCGAACAGGCAUUUAUCGCUCCCACAUUACCGAAGGGCGAGAUCCUGAACGGGGUAGCGGCCUUAUUGGAAACUGACGUGUACAGGAUCCGACCGCGUGGGUUCAAUAUAUAUGGUCAAUAUGGCGCCUCAAAAGCGCAUAUCCGCGACCACCACGAGGACGAUCCAUAUGAUUCCGAUUCCUCCACCACUUCCUCUCGGUCACGCCCACAUUCGCACGCUUUCUCUAAUCAUCAUCACCGUCAGUAUGAGCAGCAGCAAGGUCGGCAGACGCGGCCGUAUGAUUUAUCAGACCUUCCUCUUGCGUAUGCAUAUGGUCCCAAAACCACCGAGGCGCUCAUCGAAUCCCUCUUCAAUCCACUUGAAGUCUCGGAGAAGACGAGAGUGGAGGGGAGGGAGAGCCCUUUCGUGAGCUACGUCUCUGGCCUGGAUGACGAGGGUAUGCUGGGCAGGAGGGUCGGCCUGCCACAGGCCGCACGGUGACAUUUGUUUGAAAGUAAAUUAUUGUAUGCUAUAUUUACUUUGUCCUGACUUGCUUUCCGUUUUGGUUUCCUGGAUAACUUUUACCUUUCUCUCUAGUUUACGAUAUAUCAUGAUCUUACUCUAUCCAGGAUGGCUUUUUCCGCAUUUUUCGCAUCACUUACACACACGUACACAUUAUCUACAGAAUACGCUCCAUGCGGCCGUAAUUUAAUACUAAUUCAUUUCCGCAUACUCUGAACAACGAGUAGAGUGUAUUAGAGAAGAUAUAUCAGUACAGACAUGACAG